AUGCCACGUUCCGUCACAAACACUCAUUCGCCCAUGGAUAGCAAGAAGGGCGUCAUCAAAAUUGAAGAUACAUCUCAACUCGAUUCAAAUCCACACUCGUCUGUCAAGAUUACGCCGCCGCGAUCGGAUCCUCCUCCAACGGUCAAAGAGCCUCCUGAUCAGGCCGAUAGCAAAGACAUCAAGCCCAUAUCCAAUGCUGAGACGGCACAGCCACUUGCUCCCCCACCACGACCCGGGCCAACACAUCAGAACGCAGAGGAAGGCGUCGAUUAUUUUUCAGGAGGCCACACCAACAGUCAUUUCUCUCGUGAACCCAACCCCUUCGAUCAAUCCUUCGGCAACCCAUCGUCAGAGCUCCCCGCGAAUAAGUCAUUGUUGCCACCUGUCGCAGCUUUAACGUCACCAGCGCCGCUGGGUGGAGACGGUCCGUCUGCAGGUGGAUAUAAUUGGCCAGGCUCGUUACGAUCCGGGCCACUGAGUCCUGCUAUGCUUGGUGGACCUGUCGGCGCUGCGCCAAAUGAUUACUUCGACCCAUCGCUAAGAGGAAGUUUUCCUUCGGGCGUGACACCCAACGAAUCGUCACUUCGCACGGGCCUUACACCUGGUGGUGGAGGGUCUAUGUUCCCAGCGCCCAGUCCGAAUUCACAGGCCCUAUUUCAACAGCUCGCCAAUGGUGGUGCUACUCCAAACACACUAGAUUUCCACCGAACGGCCAUGAACGCUGCGGCGGCGCGAAAAGGCAAUCACACAAACGGUUCAAACACACAAGCAGAAGACCAGCGGGCACCUGUCGCACCUAUGGAUCCGUCACUGCAACAACAGCCCCAACAGCCGACCUUUGGCCAGCACGACAACGAUGCCGCAAAUGGCUUGUUCCUGCUUGCCCAAGCUGGCAAUGGAGCGCAAGCUAACCACCAAUACGCCAUUCCCAACACGAACAACACUAUGACAAGCAACCGAUCCCACGAAACGUCGCCAAACAUGUCCAAAGGAGCGCGUAAUGGCAAUGGUUCAAUAGGAGGCCAGAGUGAGAUGAGUGGGGAUAUCUCUGACAGUGGCGACCAAAGCAAACCUACUACGAGAAAUAGGGCUAAACGCGCCUCCGCUGGUGCAAAUGCUGCACCAAACAAUGGGAGACGAAAAGCAGAUGAUACUCCACCAAAGCAGCCGUCUGCCAAGAAACAAAAGAAGAACCAUAACACUUCAAUGAUGGAUAUAGAUGGCAUGGAUUCGGAAGAAGAGCAACCGAACAUCAAAGAAGAACAAUACCACCCAGACGGAAAGAAAAUGACCGAUGAAGAGAAGCGGAAGAAUUUUCUCGAGAGAAAUAGGGUGGCAGCAUUGAAGUGCAGACAGCGCAAGAAGCAAUGGCUUGCCAAUUUGCAAGCCAAGGUCGAAAUCUUCAGCAGUGAGAAUGACUCGCUUUCUGCGCAGGUGUCUUCCCUGCGUGAGGAGAUUGUGGGACUCAAAACUCUACUUCUGCAACACAAAGAUUGUCCGGUAUCCCAAAGCCAGGGCCUCGGUGGCUACUUCCAACAACAGCAAGAUUUUAAUGCUCACGCACAUCCAUACGGCAUGGGCAUGCCAAAUGGUCAGCAGGUAAUGGCUGGACAGAGAAGGUAG
This is a messenger RNA of Letharia lupina, 1623 nucleotides long. RefSeq lists its product as uncharacterized. Gene Ontology annotation, biological process: regulation of transcription by RNA polymerase II. The coding region runs from base 1 to 1623 and encodes 540 amino acids. The transcript has 4 exons. Gene Ontology annotation, molecular function: RNA polymerase II cis-regulatory region sequence-specific DNA binding; DNA-binding transcription factor activity, RNA polymerase II-specific. The record is from RefSeq and is a predicted model, not a curated record. Lineage: Eukaryota; Fungi; Ascomycota; Lecanoromycetes; Lecanorales; Parmeliaceae.